GCGAGAAUCUGCAAAUGCGGGCGGGCAGGGUAUGGGCCCCGGGGGCUCGCAAGACGGGAAACACUCGGGGUGGCCUCGCAUCGUUAGAGCUGAGGAUUUUAGGGCAGAGCGUGGCCUUUGCUAUCCGAUUACUUUGGUUCGGGGAAGACGAGGUUAGCCUUAGAACGCUCCAGUCAUGUGUUGGGUCAGGGGACGUUAGAUCGCGUCGCGGGGUUACUGUGGAGCGCUCAGAGGUCUCAGCCGAGAAGCAGGCCGCGACUUCUAAGAUGGCGUCUGUCUUCCUUGUUUCAGAUUCUCCACUGCGGCGGCCUCGCAGCCAAGAACCUUUCGCCGGCCCCGCCCGCGGGACUCGUCCCACACUGCGCCCCGCCCGCGCCGCCAAUGGAGAAGCUGCAAAUGGCGCGACCAGCCUGCCGCGGGCGACCGGCGGAAACUCGGUGUGUGCAAGCCCGGGAAGGCUCCGUCAGACCUGGAGGUGGGGACAGCGUGUUGCAGGCCCCGGGGAGAUGGCGCCUACACGCCGUUCGGCCUCCAUCUCUCCCAGGGCUCGCCAAGCCAGGGCGCAGCCAAUUGGCUCGGAGACAUGGCGGGGUGCCUUUUCGCCUUGGCUCUCUGCGGCACUCUGCUGCCGAUAAUGGACGCCUUGGAACUGGAGUU
Mus caroli (Ryukyu mouse) is the source of this 657-nucleotide messenger RNA. The record is from RefSeq and is a predicted model, not a curated record. Lineage: Eukaryota; Metazoa; Chordata; Mammalia; Rodentia; Muridae.